This is a messenger RNA of Eupeodes corollae, 1826 nucleotides long. Its product is annotated as probable RNA-binding protein CG14230. Bases 51 to 1748 code for a protein of 565 amino acids. Gene Ontology annotation, molecular function: RNA binding. The record is from RefSeq and is a predicted model, not a curated record. The transcript is spliced from 5 exons. NCBI's taxonomy places the organism in Eukaryota, Metazoa, Arthropoda, Insecta, Diptera, Syrphidae.
CAUCAUCACCGCACGUGCACCCCGAAGAAGAAAUAAAUAAAUAGUUUUCGAUGCAGUCUCAGAGAUUUUUUAUUGGUAAUUUACCCGCUGGUACAAAUGAAAAUGAAGUUAAAAAAGCAUUUCAAGACUUCGGCGAUGUAACAAACGUUGAACUAAAAGCAAAAGAAAACUUAGUUGACCCCAGCAAUGUUAAACUUUUAGCUUUUGUAACACUCAAUCUCUACAAUGACGAUGUGGAUUAUUGCUUAAGAAAGCUUAAUAACAAGGAAAUCAAUGGGGAAUAUGUUAAAGUUUCUGUUGCCAAAGAGAGUUUCCUGGAACGACUUAAACGAGAACGAGAAGAAAGUUCAAAGAAAUCAUCCAAAACACCUAGCACUAAUAAUUAUGAACUCAGAGUUCCAUAUAAUGAAGCUCAAGUUCAGUACAAUGAAGUUCCUAAUAAGUCAAAAAAGUUUUUCGAUACUGAAGAUGUUGCGGAGCCUGACGAUGAAAAUCUAUUUGACGACGGAGAACCCGUCCUGAUUACAAAGAAGAGGGCUGCCAAUUCUAUGCGAAAUGGAAAGAUUGUUAUUGAAGGAACCAAUGCUGCGCCUAUUACUGUGAUAGGCAAACAAAAAGAAGUCAAACUCCUGAGCGAUAAGUCUUUCGAUGCCGACAAGAAGCGAAAAGAGUCCGUAAAUAAGAAAAAGAACCAGUAUCAGCUUCAAAAGUCGCUGAUUCAAAAAUCUCUUGCUUCAGUGGAUGCUUCUAAAAACAAACAAAUCUUUUUCGAUAACGAUGAAGAAGAUACAAACACUCCAUCGGAUGCAAAGCAACUGUUCCAAGAUGACUCAGAUCAGGAGGAGGGUUCGGUUGCCAACGACUUUGCCAUGAAGCCAGAAUAUGAAGGGGCAAAGGGUGCCGCCUUAAUGAAAUUGCAAUCAAAAAUGAGUCUAGAUCCACGUUUCAAAAUUGACAGUAAGUUUGUUGAUAAGGUCGAUGAAGAUGAACCCGUGAAAAAUGAAAACAGUGAACGAGAUUGGCAAUAUGGCAUCUUGGAGCAAGUUGUAGGUACUAAGUUCUCCAAUACCACCCAAGGCAAGGAUCCUAAAAAGAACAAAUUAAAUAUGUUGCGUUAUGAUCCGUCGAAAGAAAAUCAAGAUCAAUUCUUGAUCAAACGUAAACAAGCUGAACCAAUGGAGGUAGAAGAAGAAGAUGACGAAGAAAAUGUAAUUCCCCAGACCAAAGAGAAAAAAGUUUCGAAAGAAGUUUUCUACAUGGUUAGUGAAAAUUUAUCGAACUCUCUCAAAGUAAGAGGUGAUGGCUUUAGCCUACUCAGCAUGUUUGGCAGAGCAGCCUCAGAUGAAAAUGAGGUUAAUGAGGAACGAACAUCAAAAGAGAAAAUACUGAUAAGCAAAACAGACAAAACUGGUGAAGUUAAUCCUUUUUCAUAUGAUUCAUCUUCGGAAUCUGAAAACGAACAAGAAAGUAAACCUAAAAUCGUGGAAGAUGAAAGUCAAACAGUUAAAAUCAAAGAGUCGAAAAAAUCUGCAAAACCAAAAUUGUUCGUGGAAUCUUUUUUCAUGUCAAAGAACGAUGUUAGAUUGAAAGAAGGCAAAUCAUUUUUCCGAUCCAAUAAGCUGUCAGAGAAGAUUGUAAAUUAUGAUGAAGUUAAAAAUAAACUGAAAAACAUUAUUAAUAAAAAGAUCACUAAAUCAAAGAAACAAUUAAAAGGCAUAGGAAAACAAAAGUCGAUACGUAGCAGAUAAGACUUAUACUAAUAUGCAUAUACAUAAAUGUUUAUAUUAUUUUUUAUAAAUAAACUAAUGAUUAUAUAAUACCAAUAA